AAAACGAAGCGGAGACAGCCGCUGUCAAUGUCAAAUCAAUAUUAUUAUUUAUUUAUUAUUGCCUGUACAUAGUUUAAAAUUCAGUAUAUCCAUGAUUAUGCGUUUCUUACUUAAAUACGUGGGAUUACAUUUUUCAUAAUGGAUUUGUGUAGAACCUGUCUUAAAACUCCGGCCAAUAAGGCAUUGUUAGACCUAGAAAAGGGUAUAAAUGUUGACGACAAAAACUACCUCGAAAUCAUGGUGUUUUGUUUAGAUAUUGAGGUAAAUAACCGCGUGUGGGAGUUUAUUAUAAGCGUAUUGCCAGUACUACAUAUGCCACUUCAUUCACAGGUAACAAAUGACUCAAAAAUUACAACAAAUCUCUGUAAUAUUUGCUACAGAAAAAUCAUUUCGUUUUACAAGUUUAAGGCGCUAUCUCUAAAAAAUGAUGCCUAUUUAAAAUCUUUGAACCAAGUUAUAUCGCAAGAGGAUCAAAAACUGUCAGUGUAUGUCGAUGAAAAUGGAAUCAAACAUGAGAACCCCUUGGAAACUGACGAAUAUGGUUCUUGUAUAGUUGAAGAGUACAAAAAAGAAAUAAAACUAGAAAUAGAUGUGAAAAAUGAAGUCAAAUUUGAAGAUGAAGAUAUCAAGAAUGAAAAGCGAUUAAGAGACAUUCAAAUAGAAGCUCAGGAUGUUGACACAUUGGAAGACAUAGAGUCGGACACACAGAGUGUAAUAAAAAAAAUAAAAAAUUAUAAGACCAAAAGAACAAGUCAAGUAAAAAUUAGUAAAAAACGUGGUCAUCCACCUAAACCGGAGUACCAAAUGUGUGAGGAAUGCGGCAAACCAGUCCGUAACCUGAAGCAGCACAUGGACCUCCACAAGCCUAAAAGUGAGCGGAAGAUGCUGCCAUGCAAGGUGCCAGACUGCCCUAAGCUCUUCUUCACCUAUCGGGGUCAGAAAUACCACUACAAAAGUACACAUUUAGGCUUAAGAUUCAAAUGCGAAAUUUGUAAUAAAGAAGUGACGAACUUGUCAGCGCACAAAUUGCUCUCCCACAACCCUACCGCCCUCCCGCACGGCUGCGCGUCGUGCGGCCGCCGCUUCCUCUCGCGGUCGGCGCUCGCCACGCACAUGACCUCGCACACGCAGGACCAUGCGUUUGAGUGUGAUGUCUGUCAGAAGAAGUUCCGGUCCAAGCCUUUUCUAUCGAGGCAUAUACGGCAGGUCCACGAGAAAGAGAGAAAAUUUCAAUGUGAAUUUUGUUCAAAGGGUUUCUUCAGAAAGUCUGCACUUAAUGAUCAUUUAAGGACACACACAGAGGAGCGCCCAUACAAGUGCGAAGACUGCGGCAAAGCGUUCUCUUGGAGCACCACGUUGAAGAGCCAUCGCUUGAUCCACUCGGACGAAAAGAGGUUCCAAUGCGAACUAUGCGACAAGAGCUUUUUGAAACCCGGGUAUCUGCGCGCCCACAUGAUCAGCCACACGAAGGAGAAGCGCUACCCGUGCGCGUUCUGCGGCGCGCGCUUCGGCCGCUCCGACCACCGCAACCGGCACCAGCUCACCGCGCACAAGAAACAACACACAUCCAACCUUAUCUCCACGUCGUAAGGCUCAAAUUAGGAUAGCGCAACAAUUAUAAAAUAAAUCAUGAUCAAUUUAA
Messenger RNA from Cydia pomonella (codling moth), 1642 nucleotides. Its product is annotated as zinc finger protein 431-like. The record is from RefSeq and is a predicted model, not a curated record. Bases 139 to 1590 code for a protein of 483 amino acids. Gene Ontology annotation, biological process: regulation of transcription by RNA polymerase II. Gene Ontology annotation, molecular function: zinc ion binding; RNA polymerase II cis-regulatory region sequence-specific DNA binding; DNA-binding transcription activator activity, RNA polymerase II-specific. Lineage: Eukaryota; Metazoa; Arthropoda; Insecta; Lepidoptera; Tortricidae. The transcript has 6 exons. Gene Ontology annotation, cellular component: nucleus.